Messenger RNA from Dermacentor silvarum, 1221 nucleotides. RefSeq lists its product as uncharacterized. Gene Ontology annotation, molecular function: nucleic acid binding. The transcript has a single exon. The record is from RefSeq and is a predicted model, not a curated record. Bases 1 to 1221 code for a protein of 406 amino acids. Gene Ontology annotation, biological process: DNA integration. Lineage: Eukaryota; Metazoa; Arthropoda; Arachnida; Ixodida; Ixodidae.
AUGACACCACGACUGCAGCGCUUUCGCAUGCGUGUGCUUGAGUAUGACUUCACGAUUUCACGCAUACCAGGAAAGGACAUGCACACAGCUGAUGUCUUGUCGCGCAAACCGCUGCAGUGCUCCGGCAAACACCUUGCAUCCGUCAUAGAAGAGUAUGAACUUCUGACCAUUGAACAGCUGCCAGCAUCAACUGAGAUGCUGAACAGGACCAAGAUCGAGCUGCAAAAGGAUGCAACGACAUCACUGGUCAUGCACUAUUGCACUACCAAAUGGCCAAAAACAGAAAUGCUGGCACCUGAGGUGCGCAAGUAUGCAAGUGUGGCCGAUGAACUGUCGGUCGUACAGGGACUCCUACUUCGGGGCACAAGGACAGUCUUUCCCCCUUCAUUAUGCAAAGAAGUUCUGCAGCGACUACGCACAGGACACCAAGGCGUUGUGAGAUGCCGAGCAAGAGCACGGGAGUCUUCAUGGUGGCCAGCAAUCAGCCAGGACGUUGAAACGUACGUGAGGAGAUGCCCAACCCGCACAAAGCACCGUCCUGUGGCAAAUGAAGACUUGCUCCAGACACCGCUCCCAGAACGCCCGUGGCAAGUGGUAGGCACAGACUUGUUCCACCACGAAGGGAGGAACUACAUAGUAGCUGUUGACUACUACUCAAGGUUUUUUGAGAUGGAAGAGCUUUGUGGAACACAAACCAAACAUGUGGUGCAGUUCCUUAGUAAUUUGUUCGCUCGCUAUGGCAUUCCGGACAUUUUGAGGUCCGACAAUGGCCCGCAGUACAGCUCACUCGAGUUCCUGCAAUUUAUGAGCAGUUGGGGUGUAAGACAUGUGACCUCCAGCCCACAUUACGCGCAAAGCAAUGGCGAAGCUGAGAGAGCAGUCCAGACUGCCAAGAACAUCAUCCGUAAAUCCACGAAUGUUGCGGAAGGCCUUCUUGCCCACAGAGCUACACCUGGACCCGAGGGUUACUCGCCAGCUGAGCUUCUCAUGGGCCGCAAGCUCAAAACAAACGUCCCUACUCUGCCUAAAACACUUGAGCCCAAGUGGAAAUACCAGAAGCAGUUCCGGCAAUACAAUGCGGUCAUUCGGGAGCGAGAAGCCAAACUCUACAAUAGGAGGCGUAAAACAAGAGACAGGCCACCGCUAAAGCCAGGUACAGUCGUUCAGAUCAGAGAAGGGAGCCAACAACAAGGAACCAUCUCUCUGAUCUCGUUGAACUGA